Molecule: messenger RNA, 2764 nt
Organism: Glossina fuscipes
Lineage: Eukaryota; Metazoa; Arthropoda; Insecta; Diptera; Glossinidae
Gene: beta-Man
Product: beta-mannosidase
Exons: 10
Coding region: 200-2749 (849 amino acids)
Biological process (GO): glycoprotein catabolic process
Molecular function (GO): beta-mannosidase activity
Source: RefSeq, a predicted model, not a curated record
CGUUACGGCGCUUUCUGUUCAAGUUCUUUGUAAUGCAAUUGCUGAAAACAAUAAUAAUAUAAUAUAUUGUGAAUAAAAUAAAAAUUUGGAAAAAAAAAAGAAAAUAAAAAAAAUUAUUAAAAUUUUUGUUAACGAAUCCAAUUAGAAUGUGAUAAAUGUGAGAUAUAUAUAUAUAUGACGUGUGUAAAAAUUUCGCAAAAUGUUCUUAAUUAAUUUCCCAUCGAAUUCGUUGGCUUUAUCAGUUGUGCUGUUAUGGCUUUUACUGGCUUCCAAAUGUGACGCGGAUCGCGUACGAGUUAUUAACUUAAAUAGGAACUGGACGUUGUCCAAUGAAAAUGGCACAAUAACAAAAAGUGGAGUCACUAUUCCAUCGGGUGUUUACAGUCAAUUGUAUGCCGAGAAGGUGCUGGAUUCAUAUAAUGACGUCGAACUAAGAUGGAUUUCUUAUGACAAUUGGACAUAUGCGAACUCGUUUUCAGUAAAAACUGAAGACUUCCAAUCAAUUUGUUUUGUUAAUCUAACAUUGCAUGGAAUUGAUACGGUGGCUGAGGUUCGUUUGAACGGUUAUUUGCUUGGACGACCUGACAAUAUGUUCGUACGCUAUAGUUAUGAAAUAACCAAAUUCUUGGAAGAGGAUAACACUUUGGAAAUUGAGAUAAAAUCACCGGUACAUGCGGCUCUUAGCAGAGCUAGAGAACUUGAAAGCCAGGGCAUUGAUGUACCACCCAAUUGUCCACCUUCGCAAUAUCAUGGCGAAUGUCAUAUGAAUAUGUUGCGGAAAAUGCAAGCUAGCUUUGGUUGGGAUUGGGGAUUGGCAGCUCCUUCUAUGGGCAUAUGGAAACCUGUCACGCUAGAAUACUACAAUGUCGCUAUUAUACGUGAUGUUGAUGUCACGCUUGCUAAAAAUACCACCCAUUGGACGAUGCAAAGUCGUGUUUUUAUCGAUUGCAAUGGUGAUAAGGAUUUUUAUGCAGAAUUAACAUUUUAUGCUGUUGAAUUGCUUAAAAACCCAGUGAUAAUUAACAAACAUGUUGAGACACCAGUCAGACGCCAAGCUCCAAUCAUUACCUUUGAUAUCGAUGUACCGAUUGAUGACGUAACACUUUGGUGGCCUAAUGGUUUUGGCGAUCAAAAGCUUUAUCCUUUGCAUUAUAGUCUGAAAGCAUGGUCGAAUCCGGAAGGUCCUACUUUGCGAGAUAAUGUCAAGUCUGAGAAAUCUAUACGCAUCGGUUUUAGAACAAUAGAGCUAAUAGAAGACCCAGUAAAAGAAGGGACCGGCAAUACUUUCUUCUUUAAAAUCAAUGGGAAAGAAAUAUUUAUGAAAGGUAGCAACUAUAUACCGAGUCAUAUACUACCGGAAUAUAGUCGAGACAGCAACCGAUUGAAACAUCUUUUACAGUCGGCCAAAGACACUCAUCAAAAUAUGAUCAGAAUCUGGGGAGGCGGUAUUUACGAGUCUGAUGAAUUUUAUGAUAUAGCCGAUCAAAAUGGUUUACUUAUAUGGCAUGAUAUGAUGUUUGCUUGUGCUAUGUACCCAGUUCAGGAGUCAUAUUUAGCUUCCGUACGUGUGGAAAUAUCGCAGAAUAUCAAGAGAAUUGCCCAUCAUCCUAGUAUUGCGAUAUUGGCUACGAAUAAUGAGAAUGAAGUGGCUUUGGUUCAAAGCUGGUACGGAACAAGUGCCGAAGAUGCUCGUUUUCGUCAAGAAUAUCGGGAAUUGUACUUAGCUAGCGUUAUGCAUGAAUUAAAAAUUGUGGAACAUAGCAGUCGACCUAUUCCAUUAGUCUCGUCACCUUCUAAUGGUAAAGUGUCAGCCAAUGAUAAUUAUAUAUCGGAUAAUCCGCAAGAUCCAGACUAUGGUGAUGUACACUUCUAUGAUGUAUUCAAGAAUGCUUGGGAUCCAAACAUAUAUCCUCGGCCCAGAUUUUCCUCAGAGUAUGGCUUCCAAGGUUUACCGCAAAUGGCAUCGUGGCUUAAAACAGCUGGACCCCACGAUAAUUUAGUCUCUUUAAUUAAGCAUAGGCAACAUCAUCCAGUGGGCAUACCGGUGAUGACAAAUUUGAUAAGACGUCAUUUGCCGUUGCCGUUGCCAGAGGAUCCACCCUAUCUCGAAGCUUUGGUGUAUUUCAGUCAAAUUGCUCAAGCAAUGGCCACAAAAGUUGAAACGGAACUUUAUCGAACUUUAAGAGACACAGAGCAUCGCACGAUGGGCGCUCUCUAUUGGCAAUUGAAUGAUGUCUGGAUCGCACCUUCCUGGUCUGCCAUAGACUUUUACGGCAAUUAUAAGUUAUUGCAUUACUGGUCUCAAGAUUUUCUCGCUCCCAUAAGCAUCAUAGCUUUGUAUGAUAGAGAUAGCAAAGCAAUUAACGUAUCUUUGGUUUGCGAUGAAUUUGAAGUUGACACUAACGAUUUAAGGGUCACUCUUAAUAUUUACAAGUGGUCACAAUUGUUACCAACCAAUAGCACUACAUGGCCUGUAACUUUGCUGGAAAUCUCUCAUAGAUAUUGCAGUUCCAGCGUAUAUGUGAAGACAAAUAGUUACAGUCUAACGGUAUCUGCAAAAUAUCCGGCAUUAUUUGUUUACGUCGAAUUGCUACGUUCCGAUAUUUCUAAAUACAAGUUAUCGUGCAAUGGUUUUAUGCAAGUUACCCCAGUUCAAGUUAUUCAUUUAGAGUUUGAAGCAAAUAAUUGCAUCAAUUUAACCAGACAUGAUAUCAAAGUAACGACAGUCAAUCAAUAUUUAAAAAACUAGUUGAUUAAAAAAAAA